UAGUGAAACUUGUGGUUUGUGUUUCAUUAUUUGAGGCAAAAUAUUUGAAGUGUAAAUAUAUCCAGUUCAUCAAAAUGAGCGGUUUAGACUUUAGCUCAUGUGGGUUUAUCUUCAAAAGCUUACUAAUCAUGCUUCAUCUUCAUCAUUUGAUAAUGUGAUUUUCAGAGAAAUAAAGAAGCUUUCUUAGAUAUUUGCAAAUAAAGUUGGAAUGAAUAUACUAAAAACCUCUUUGAUUGAAGAGAGAACCAGUAAGCUUUGAUAUUCUCUUGCAGUUCUAGUCAAGUUCAUCACUUUGGUUCUUGGUCUUGGGCUCUUUUCAGUGAAGAUCGAGGCUUUUCAGUGGAAAAAGUUGCUAUUUACAAGUAAGUUUGUUUUUGGCUAAGUUUGAUUGUCUUGAGUAGUUUGCUAAGUUGUUUACUAGUGAGAUUUUGAGUAAAGAUGAAAUCUUUGAGUGGUGUCGGAGUUGGGUUGAGUGUUAUUUUUGGUUGCCUUGUGUUGGCUUUAGUUGCUGAGCUUUACUAUUUGCUAUGGUGGAAGAAGAGGCUCACUGGUAGAGAGAUAGAAAAUGAUUAUAGCAACCCGGCAAGAGAAUUUUUAUCCAUGUUUUGUUGGAGAAAGCCAUCUAACUCUCUGAGACAUUCAGCUUUGAAUCCCCAAGAACGAGAAGUGUGUUCUUCUCUGAGAAUUAAUGAUACCCUUGUUCAAGAACCUUACUCAAAUAACAAUGAUUUCUUGCUUAAGCCUUUUGGCGAUGAUAAUAUAGAUACAGACCUUAUGAGGCUGCACAAUCUUUCAGGGCCACCAAGAUUUCUCUUCACAAUUAUUGAAGAAACAAAGGAGGAUCUUGAAUCUGAAGAUGGCAAGUCUAUAAGUGAUAACAAGAGCAGAAAAUGUUCAAGAAAUAGAAGCUUAAGUGAUUUACUUCUCACAGUGGAGACUCCAUAUUUAACCCCUCUUGCUUCUCCAUCACUUUUCACUCCACCACUUACUCCUAUGAACUCUUCCUACUACCAACAUGGAUUCAACCCUCUCUUUGAAUCAUCCACAGAUUUUGAGUUCAAUAAGAUAAGGUCAUCCCCUCCUCCAAAGUUCAAGUUUUUGCAAGAUGCUGAGGAGAAACUUUACAGAAGGAAAAUAUUAGAAUCUGAGAAGAAGGCUCAUAAGACUGAAGGGUCAGUUCAAGAAAAUGGAACCAAAUCUCCUAGUUCAAAUUUUCUCAAAGAUGAGGAAGAUGGAUCCUUCAUCACAAUCAUUGUUGAUAGAAACAAAGAAAGAGAGCUCAAUAAUCAUCAUUGUAAUCAACUUUCUCAGUUUCAUUCAAGCUCUUCACAGGUACUUCCACUUGCAUCUUCGCCUACAACAUUUAGAUCAUCAGCAGCCAAGAAGAAUUGAUUCCGUUUGAGUUUUACAUAUUUUCUUUAGGGAUUGUUUGGGGAUGAAUUUAUAGAUUAAUCUAAAUCAUCUACAAAGCCCUUGUAAAAUGUAUCUUGUAGUAUUUAUUUUUAAUUUUUAUCUUGAAUUAGAGGAGACAACAUUCUCUGCAACAUGGUGUUGAGAGUGUGUGGUCUAGUGAAAGUAAAAGUGGAGGACCUGUGGGGUUAUUUGUUGUAUUCAAUCUCCAUGUCUCCUGAGCUGUCUGAGACCUGUAAUCAUUCUUGUGAGUGAUGGUACCACUGAUUUCUUGUCCA
Molecule: messenger RNA, 1688 nt
Organism: Mangifera indica (mango)
Lineage: Eukaryota; Viridiplantae; Streptophyta; Magnoliopsida; Sapindales; Anacardiaceae
Exons: 1
Coding region: 439-1392 (317 amino acids)
Source: RefSeq, a predicted model, not a curated record